Messenger RNA from Xyrichtys novacula (pearly razorfish), 892 nucleotides. The record is from the annotation of a GenBank genome assembly. Lineage: Eukaryota; Metazoa; Chordata; Actinopteri; Labriformes; Labridae.
AUGUCUCCAGAUAUGACUUGUGAAUCUCCCCAGUCUUGCUCUCCAAGGCGCACUGUGGCCAAACGAAAAGAGGCCCUAGAGCUACGAAAGGUAAGAGGAAUCACCUAUUUUUUCAAUUUCGUUCACAUUUUCUCUUUCUGAAACUCGAUGUGUUGAAUUAUUUUUUAAUGUUUUGUUUGCUUUUCAGACCAUGAAACCCUUGAUGGAAAAAAGAAGGCGCGCCCGUAUCAACGACAGCCUGAACCAUUUAAAAAAUCUGAUUCUUCCCCUCACAGGAAGAGAUGUAAGUUAUAAAGAUAAUUUCAAUACUUACACAACUCUCUAUUCUGAAGUUUAUGUAUGGAAUCAGUUUCACGUGUUUGACAUUGUUUUCUUUGAAUCUUAUGCAGAAAACUCGCUACUCUAAGCUUGAGAAGGCCGACAUCCUGGAAAUGACAGUGAGGUUCCUCAGAGACAUUCCCUCCGUUAGCAUCAAAGGUGAGUCGGAGUUCUGCUUGUAUUACUCUGAAUGAAUCCAAAAUUGUUCCUUUUAUUUUAAUGAUCACAAAACUAACAUUUUGUUGCCCUUCCAGAUUCUACAGACAACUACAGAGAGGGCUACAAAGCUUGCCUUCAGCGCGUAACCGCUCUGCUCCCCAAAACCAGCCUGGAUCAAGACGCGUGCCAACGAGUGAACGGGUUCAUCAAACGUUCCACACCCGCCACCGCCACCCCAACCUGCCUGAAAUGCUGUGCUCAGAGGUCCAGGACCUCACCUCAAUUCCAGCAAAGACUUCUAAGCCUCAAAUCCAGUUUUAACUCCAGACUGGAGAGCAGCAACAGCACCGUGAAUCCCAGCUGCGCUCAGCCAGUCCCGCAUGCCGUGAGCGCAGCCAUGUGGAGACCUUGGUAG